Portunus trituberculatus (swimming crab) is the source of this 15000-nucleotide messenger RNA. RefSeq names its product 1-phosphatidylinositol 4,5-bisphosphate phosphodiesterase epsilon-1-like. Gene Ontology annotation, molecular function: phosphatidylinositol-4,5-bisphosphate phospholipase C activity; guanyl-nucleotide exchange factor activity. The record is from RefSeq and is a predicted model, not a curated record. Gene Ontology annotation, biological process: lipid metabolic process; small GTPase-mediated signal transduction; phosphatidylinositol-mediated signaling. Lineage: Eukaryota; Metazoa; Arthropoda; Malacostraca; Decapoda; Portunidae.
GGGGCGGGGCGGCGUGGCGGGGAUGGGGCAUUAUGGGCAGUGGAUGAUGAUGUGGCGGCAACACUCACCCGUGCCGCCUGACCACCCCCAGAACACCACCUCCAUCAUUGGAUCUCUGGCAAGCAUAUCAGCAGUGUCUAUUCUGAACGUGAUGCACAACGCCAUAACACUGCACAAGAGAACGGUGGGGGCCAAACAGCAGUGUCAGCCUUCACAACGGAUGAGGCAAUGUCGAUCCCACUGCCUCCAAAUCCUAAGUUCCCGCGUGCUUCUCUUCAUGACGCACUGCCCAGCCAUCCAGUCGCAGCUUCUGGACGACAACAGGCUGCGCUCCCUCGUGGCGGCCCUGGACACUACACACGAUCCGCAACUCCUGUGCGCUGUGUUGCAAGUAGUGGCCACCCUCGCGCUGUCACCUCACCACCACCCUGCCCUGCUCGCUGCCAAGGUCCCGGACGCUCUCACCCAGCUGAUCCUGCCCUCCGAUGAAUGGUUCUACACAAAUCACUCCACACGCCACGCCCGCUACGUGAAGCACCACGCGGCACGCACCUUGGUCUACCUCGGACUGCAGCACCGCGUCAAUCACCGCGUCAAUGUGUACGAUCUCUUGCUUGACGAGGCUCCUCCGCCAACGCCCUUGGGAGAAACCUCGGAGGAUGACUAUAUAAUGAUGACCUCCGCUCCCCCGCCCUUGGUCACCGCGCAGGACUCCAAACGCGUCCUGGGCAUGUCUGUGGAGGGCAUGGUGCUGCAUACUCUUCGCUCCCUCGAGAACGUGCCGGCGCCGUGCGGGGUGACGCCCACCAGCGAGGCCCGCAGCACCACGCCCCUGGAAUGGCUGCUCGACCCUCCCCCCCAAGACCCAGCCAGAGGUUCCGGGACGCUGCGGGGCACGCGGCGAGGGGCGUCGCGGGAGGAGGGGCCGAUGGGGGGCCGUCUGCUGUCCUGCCUGCUGCUGGGGCUGCCGCUGGUGCUGCACCCCGUCAUCUUCCUGCGGCUGCUGCUGCACAGGCUGCUGACAUCGAUGCACCACCUCACCAAGUGGAAGUCCUGCACCUCGCGCUCCUCCUGGACCUCCCAUUCUUCCAGGGCGCGCUCGCGCACCUCCUCCUCGGAGACGGACGCCUCCACGCUUCGCAAGCGGCGCCGCGUCAACCUCACGCUGGACUUCGCCGAGGCGUGCCCCGAGGAAACCGCGGCGCCCUCCCCAGCACGACCGCCGCGCCCAGCCCCCUCAGUGCUGCGCGCUAACAGUGAGGAGGCGCCGCCGCGUAACCGCAAGCCCUCCACCCCGGGGGGCGGCGGCCGCAGAUUUCGAGACACCCUUGUAGCAGCCAUCAGCACCACGGACGUCAGCGUCACCCUGCAGCAGCUACUGCCCGUGCGUCUCCGCCCCGCAGACUCCCACAACUCCAUCAGCUCGUCUUCAAAAGCCACCACGCCCUCGGGCUCCCCCUCCAUAUUCCCCAAGCGUAGCUUCAGGUUCUCCAGCCUGCACAAGAAGCGCUCCAAGUCUGUUCACGACCACAUCAACUCUUCAGGCUCGACGCCCAACAUCUCCCAGAGCAGGCAGGACCUGGCGUUGGCCGAGGAGGACAUCCUGGCCUUCCAGCGACAGCUCCAGAACCUGCCCUCCUACGAGCGCGUGGACGUGCCGGGCCUGGCCACGCCGCCCCCCUUCAGGCAGCGCUCCCGCUCCGUGCCUCGUGUCACCUUCGAGAGCAUGUCCACCCUGCUGGUGCCUCGCCCCUCGCCCAUCGGCCGCUCGCCCACCUCCACCGCCCACCUGCUGCCCACCACCCUCACCCUGCCGCCCUCACCACACCUCUCCCCAACCUCAGCCCUCCUCUCUCCCUCUCACUCCGUCCUCCUCUCCCCAUCUAACUCCGCCCACAACAUCGCCGCCUCCACGCCCCUGCACUCCCCCGGGGGCCUUGCCUCCCCAAACUCCCCCGCCUCUUCCCACGUGUCACCGGUGUCACAGCGGCAGAGCUCACCAUUUCUCUCCCCAGGCUCCCCUUACUCCCCACACUCUCUGCCCUCUCCUAGACUCCGCUCCCCAGCCCUCUCCCCCAUCGCGCCGCCCCGCUACCUCCCCGGGGAGGACGUGCCGCCGCUGUCCGCCCUGCCGGCCUCCCUGCAGGCGGGCGGCGAGGAGCUGCGGUCCUCACGCUCCAGCUCCGUCACGCCCACGCGCUACCGCCGCUUCGACUCCCCCGUGUACAUCGUGGUGGACAUCCCCGUGGUGCACCGCGCCGUGCUGCUCUGUGUCGAGGAGUGGCUGGAGAGUGGCGGAGUGGAGGUGGAGGGGAACCCAGUGGUGGCGCGGGAGCUGGGGGAGUUCCUGGCGAGAGUGGCGCAGUGUGGGGCGCCCUACCAGCAGUGGUGCGAGGAACUCAGACACCAUUGGAACAUCAGCGACCUGGACGGCAGCGAGGACGAGGAAGAUAGUGUGGAACAGAUCAACAAGGACUACUGCGCGUUGCAACAGCUUGUGGUCAGCGGCGAGGUGGCGUGCAGCAAGGAGGAGGCCGCGUCCCUUGCCUGCAUACAGCUACGAAUAGAAGAGACCUGGGCACCCCCUCAAUCCUCAGACCCACCUACCUCCGCCCACACCCACCAGACCCCCGACCCCACGCCCAUCACCACCCACCCCCCUCCUCAGGUCCACAUCCCCGCCACCACCACCACCUCAUCCUCCACCACCACCACCACUACUACCACCACCGCAAACCUCAAUACCUUUAAUUUCAAUGUAGCUAAUAGUGACACCUGUAGCUCGCAUCUGUCCACCCACACCACAACCUCCACCACCCAUGCCUCCUACCCACACCUGCCCUGCCCCAGCCCUCAGCCCCAUUCCCUGGUGCCCACGCCCACGGCUAACCACGGGGGAUUGUACCCUCCCCCACACUCACACCAAAAUGGAAAGGUACCGAGACGCGGGAAGCCACACACCUGUCGCUGCGCCGCCCCUCACCAGCCGCUGUGGUGCUUGGGGCGCGCCACCUGGCAGGCCGCGCAGGUGUUGGCAGGUGUGUCCAAGGUGUACUUGGACAGAGCCGCGUGUAUCCUGGCACACCUGAAGCAGCGCGUCAAGCAGGACACCGUUCAGCUCUCAGUGCCCUCUGUGCCUCUGGAGACCGUGCCGAGACGCCCCUCCUUCCAGCCCUACUAUGAGGACACCCCGAGGAGAGCGCAUCCCAUCCCCAUCUCUGACAGCUUCUUGGGGGGACCUGGAGACUUAUUCCGCGGGUGCUAUGGUGCAGUGGAUCCCCAUAAGAAAGGUGGCCAACCAGCAGCGGCUCUCCAGCGAUGCCUCCCGCCGCCUUACUGGAGGGCGAAGAACAUGGCCAGGCUUAUCAAGGAGCAGAAGAGGAAGCUGUUCCACACGCCCCUAUACGAUUCCGAAGUGGCGUUGAUGAAAUUGUACAUUCAGACGGUGAAAAGAUUGCCAGCCUUCGCGUGUCACCUCCACCACGUUAAGGAACUUCUACGUGGCAAGACUAAGAAGAAGGCCUCUCGUCUCCUGGGGAUCGGCACUACAAACAUCGUUCUCCUGGACACGAAGACCAAGAUUCUAGCAAAGGCGCAACACACACACGAUCUUCUGCAGUGGCGAACAGGUGGCGGCCGCUCCCAUGACCGCCUGGUGCUGGAGUUCAGGGGCACCAAGUGGACUUUUAGCGUGACGUCCCAUGACAGCCUCAGCCACCUCGGUCGUGCCCUGUGGUCCAUCCUGCAGAGUGAAGACCCUCUGCCCUACAUCGCCUCCACCUCCCACCACCACCACCACCACCACCACCACCAUCACCACCACCACCACCACAGGAUAGCAGGGGAGCUCACGGGGCGCCCUGGGUCUGGCCUCGACAUGCUGUACUCUGAGGAGCUGGAGGGCCUGCAGAAACUCCUCCAUUUUCCCGAAGAAGUGGCGCUUAAACUGACGGAGGUGGAGUACGAUUUGUAUUACCGUGUCCCGCCCAUUGCCUACAUCAGACACGUGACCAGUGACCUCCGACCGCCCCGCCACGCCCAGCCCCCGAGCUACACCCAGACCGUCGCUCACCUGACCAAACGCUUCAAGGAGGUGUCGUCAUGGAUAACCCACGUGAUAGUGUCUCAGCCUACCCACGAGGACAGGAAGGCCGUGCUGUCCUGCAUCCUGCGUGUGGCCCUGUCCUGUUGGAAUAUGGCCAACUUCAACGGAGCCAUGGAGAUCAUCACGGGACUCAAGUCGGAGAAGCUGAAGCCCUUUUGGUUGAGUCUGGAGAACGAACAGCUGCCGGUGCUAGACUUCCUGACGGCGGCACUGCUGGGGGAGGGGCGGACUCACUACGAGGCCGCCCUGGACCGCGCCCUCAUGAUGCCCGAGACUAGAGUGGUGCCCUUCUUCGGUUCCUUCCUGCGUGACCUCACCAGGAUUCUUCAGGGAACUCCUUCCCUCGUGGUGCUGGCUGAAGAUGGGCAGGAGGUGGAGUUUAUCUCCGACUACUGUGGCGAGGACGGCUUCUUCACGCGGAUUGGCCCAGGUGGACUCAUCAACAUGGCCAAGAUCUACGAGGCACAGCAGGUGGUGGAGCGACUGGCCACCUUCCACCAACACUACGUGGCGCGCUCCAACCACCUCGCCCACACCAUGAUCAAGGACUCCCUCAGCGGCGGAGGGGACGUGGGCGGGUCUGGCGGCAGCGUAGUGAGCAGUGGCGGUGGUGCUGGUGGUGUAGGGGGCAUGGACAGCGAUGGUGAUGGCGAGCUGGAGGACUACCACCCAGUACAGCCACUCACCCACGACCACGGUGUCACCCUCAUCCCCUACAGGUCCACCGUGGGGCUCGACCUUCACACUCUGCAGAUCCUGCACCACGGCACCACGGUGAUUAACUGGGACCCAGAGAGUGGCCGAAGCUGUCUGGUGUACCUGCGCCUGGAGAGGAGCAACGGGACCCUCACCUGGUGUCGCCCGCCCUGGUCAGCACUGAAGGCAGGGCACUCUUCCUCCCAGCCUGACUACGUUCUCAGCACCAACCCUGAAGAUGUGGUGUCCCCCGGCCUGCUGCAUAUGUACUCCGAGGCACCUGACGUCAGUGGCGGCGUCCCUGAGGAGGGCUUCAUCCAGGUGUCCUGCCUGAAGGAGGUGGAGCCGGGAGUGCGAGAUGCUAAUUUUGGCGCCGUCGCUCGCAGGUACCUUAUGGAGGCGUCUCAGCCCCAGGAGCACUGCGUCACCCUCAUCUACGGCCCCAACCUUGCUGACAACAGGAUCAUGGUGCUGGUGGCGCCGCCCUCUGUGGCCAGGCUGUGGUGUCAGGGACUACAGGUGUUGGUUCGGGCACAGCGUCGCCUGGCCAGUGUGUGUGACAAGCGACUCACAUGGCUCAAGGAACAGUACCUCAAGCUGUACUUCGAGUAUGAGACGUGCAGCGGCCCCAAACCAGCCGAGGCCAUCAAGAUCUUUGGCGGCAGGAACUGGGGAACCUCCACGGCAGGAAGCAUGUCCCCGCAGGAUCCCAUCACCAAACGAGGGUCGGGGAGCACCAAGCUAAGGAAACUAAAGUCACAAGCCACCAUCCCUGUUUCCAAGGAUGGAACUAAAUGUAUGGAGGAGAUGCGAGUGGUGCCUUCCCCAGCCCUCUCCAACACUAGUCGUCGCACGGUCCUCCCCACGCCCGCCCACUCCACCCACCCCUCCCCGCCGCGCUCCCGUUCCUGUGAUGCUGCCUCCGAGCAUCUCAUCGCCUCCCACACCACGCCACACCUCCCCUCGCCCGCCGUGCCCAGACCCUCCUAUGAUCCUGCCACGGGUCUUCCCUCUCCCCUGCAGCAGGCUAUUGGGGAGCGCAGCAGGUCUAGCGGGACGGGCAACGGUGGGGAGUUCAUGCCAGUGGCACCUCGUGGCUUCCGGGGUGAGAGCAUCACACAGGCGGCGGAGCUGGACUUCACGGACUUUGUGGUGCUGUACAAGUCAUUUAGUCUGCGUGCGAGGAACGACCUUCGAGAACUUUUCAAGACUCUUGCUGUGACACGUAAGAGCUUGUCCGACAGUUCCCUGGAUGACCCCGGCCUCAGCCCCUCCUCGCCCCCAACCAGCCCUGCCCAGAGGCAUCCGCCCUUAGCUAAGCCUUCGCUGGGCCUGUUGACACGGAACACUUCCCUUGACCUCCUCGUCUUCAGAAACAAUUGCCACAAGAAGAAGAUUUUUGAUGCCGUUGCUGCUGCCAGCAUCGUCACCAACUGUGCUGGCCUGGACAGCUCUAAGAGUCAGGUGGUGACGCUGGCAGAGCUGAGGCGGUUCCUGGAGGAGCAACAGGGGACUCGCAACCUGGAGGAGGUGCGCAGCCUUCUCUACAGACACGAACCUGAUCCAGCGCUUAGGACGCAGGAUCUCAUGUCAUUCGAGGGCUUUGCAAGAUUCAUGAUGGACGAGGACAACUAUGCCUUCCCGAAUGAGAAAAUGAUACCCGAUGAGGAUGAGAUGAACAUGCCCCUCUCCAACUACUACAUCGCCUCCUCCCACAACACCUACCUGACGGGACACCAGCUGAAGGGCGAGUCCUCGGUGGAGCUGUACAGCCAGGUGUUACUGACAGGGUGCCGCUGCGUCGAGCUGGACUGCUGGGAUGGCGAUGAUGGCUCCCCGAUGAUCUACCACGGCCACACCUUCACCACUAAGAUUCCCUUCAGGAGUGUAGUGGAGACCAUCAAUCGCAGUGCCUUCGUCACCUCGCCCUACCCCAUCAUCCUGUCCAUCGAGAACCACUGCUCCCUCCCGCAGCAGUCAAGGAUGGCCAACAUAUUCAUGCAGGUGUUUGGCGAGAAGCUGGUCACCAAGUUUCUCUUUGAGGCGGACUUCUCUGAGGACGUGCAUUUGCCCAGCCCCUCACAACUCAAGUAUCGCAUCUUGAUCAAGAACAAGAAGUUGGUGGCGGACGUGGGGCGUGACGGUCUCUCCUCCAAGGGCACCUCCAACCGAUCUCCAGGCCGAACCAACUCUCUAGUCAGCAACACAUCCACCGGCUCCUUAAACGACCCAGAGUCUGAUGAUGAGGACGAGGAUGAUGACUAUGAUGAUGAGGAACACAACCCCUUUGAGCUGGCCCACGACACCCUGUUUGAGGACGACAAGCACUGCUCCUCGCUCAUCAAGAGUGUGUCCAUGGGCACGAGGACCGAGUCACUGUCCAGUGCUGAGGGCAGCCGCUUUCGUCCAAAAUCCCAGAGUGAUGACCAUCUGGAAGGGGAAGAGUUGCCACCUCCGAAGUAUAAGAAGCAAAGCAGCCAGAUUGCCAAGGAACUCUCGGACCUCGUCAACUACUGUCAGGCUGUCAAGUUUCACGGCUUCAACCUCUCCAGUCCCAGAGAGUCAGUCAAGGGGAAAAAGAUGGGUGGCCGGAAGAGCACCGUGCAGCCCCCAAUCAUCACCAACACCCCCAUACUGGUACAUUCCCAGGUGGCCUCAGACCCCAGCCGUCUGGAGCCUAUCCUGCAGCCGCCCAUCCUGAAACGUGCCAUGGGCGUGCAUCCGUGCUACCAGUGCUCUUCACUCAAUGAAAAUUCAGCUAAGAGGUUGUGUCGCCGGCAGCCGCUGGACGCCCUGCAACACACCGAGACACAGCUGAUGCGCACCUACCCUGCUGCCAUGCGCAUCGACUCCUCCAAUUUCAACCCACUGUACUUCUGGGCUUUUGGUAUACAGAUGGCAGCACUCAACUACCAGACAGACGACACCUACCUCCACCUCAACUCGGCCAUGUUUGAGCAGAACGGCCGCUGUGGGUAUGUGCUCAAGCCCAGGGUGAUGUGGGACUACAACCACAUGAUGUACCGACGCUUCAAUCCGUUUGACAAGGAGUUUGACGGCCUGCACGUCCUGAACCUGAGGGUUUCCAUCAUCUCGGGCCAGUACGUGUGUCAAGACAACUUCCAGGGCAGUCCUCAGGUGGAGGUGGAGAUCCUGGGCAUCCCAGUAGACUGUCUCAAGUUCAAGACAAAGGUGGUGCAGCGCAACUCCUUCAAUCCCAUCUGGAAUGACACUUUCAACAUCCACGUCAUGUUCAAGGAUCUCGCCUUCCUGCGACUCACAGUCACAGACACCAGCACGGGGCACACCACGGCGCUCCGCAUUCUGCCGCUGCGGUGCCUCCGCCGCGGUUACAGACACGUACGUUUGCGUAACUUACAAAACCAGCCACUUCCGGUGUCCACUUUGUUCAUUUACACACUAAUGGAAGAGGAGGAAUACGAGAUACAGCAACUGUCACCUGGCCAUGAUCCCACUACACAGGACUCCACGCUAAAGGAGGCCCACGUGGAGCACCAGGAUGUGACACCAACUGUGGCACUGAAGCGCCGGAAAUUUUUCGUAAAGAUUCACGGAGUGGUGCCUGACGAGCCAUACACAGUGAUCAGCGCCACGCAGGAAUGCACAGCAAGGGACGUCAUCAACAAAGCUAUGGUCAAGAUAGGCAAGGGUGCACGCAUCGAGGACUACAUCCUUAUUGAAGAGGUGGCCAAAGGAUGGCAGCGCAAAGGGGACAAUCCAACAACACAGCGCAUUCUUGACAUGAAUGAGCGGCCGCUGGAGGCGCAGGCGCACUGGCAGGGCGACGGCAAGUUUGUGCUAAAGAAGACCUCAGAUGACCCGAGCACCCGUGCAUGGCUCACCACCAUCAUGAAGAAAAAGCGUGGCGCAACAGAGGGCGAGGUGACAGAGGAAGCAAAAGGUUGGGAGGAGGAGGACACCUUCCUAGUGUGUGUGUACAAUGUAGCCUCACAGAUUCCUUAUACAAUCUUAAAGGCACCGACUUCCAGCACGGCACAGGACAUCCUAGCACAGGCGCUGGUCAAGGCACGCCGCAUGGAAGACCCUACCCGCUUUGUGCUGGUGGAGGAGCUGGAAUACGGCCAGCUGACAGAGAUGGCGGGCAGCUCAGCCAAGAAACGUUGUCCACGUGUGGAGCGGCGCGUCCUUCCUGACAACCAAAACAUCUACAAGGUGCAAGCAGGAUGGCAGACAUUAGGUAAGCUGGUGCUGCGGGAGCGAGGCACCCCGCUGGACGGUACUCUCAGCCGCGCAUCAGCCGCUGCAUCGGCCCUCUCCUCCACUCUCUCCACCGCCUUCAGCCGCGUCAGUCGCUCGCGGCAUCACGAGCGGCGGCCAGUCAAAGAGACUUACAGUGACCCAAGCGCCUUGGCAGCAGGUCACGACGCUUACCAGGACCAUCGCCGCUUCAAGAGUAUGCACGAAACGUGGCGUGGUACAGGAGGCACCAGUGGAGCACACUCGGAAGGAGAAAUCCUCUCAGAUGACGACCAUCCAGCUGCUGACAUUCGCGCCGCUGUCCACAAGCUGAAGAAAGUCUCGCUCAAAAAGUUUCAGCGAGUAUGGAGAUAAUGGGUACCCGGGGGGGCGGGGACCGGGGGACACUCCACGGAGGCCCCUUCGCAGACUCUGCCCCGGACUCUGUCUGGUGAAAAACUAUUUUGCCGAUGAGAUUUGAGUCCUACAGAAGGAACUUGAGAAUGGUGACGCCAGUACUGGUACUUGGCGUGCUCCGAAAAAGCAUGCCCCACCCCGUCCCGCUCCACCCGGGCCCGGAGCCGGCAGCGUGGCGGCUGGGACAAUCGCUAAACCAAAGACCCACACAUAGACCAUCUCCUCCUCAGGCUUCCCUGCCACGUCAGGCAGUGGCCGUGUUUGGAAGAGACAAUACAAUAAGUUUUCUUGGACACCCAUGUGAUGCAGACUCUUUCAUUAGAGGCUCUAGGACCAAGGGUUUUUUUAGCUGUUUGUGCGGCAAGUGAGUGGGAGAAUAGCAGGCGCGUGGCGGCAGGAACAGGCGUGUCCUGCCCGUGAGCACUUGUGAUCGUAACUGUAGAUAGUCCUGACAGUGAGAAUAAGCCAUCCAAGUGUUUUGUAGUGUGCAGCAGCAGCAGCAGUGCAUGGGAGCAGUGACGCCGGCAGGAUGAGAAGGGCGGCGCUGCGGGUCCAGGGUGUGCAUUGUGCAAGAGCUGUGAGUGAGUGGGCAAUUGACGGGCGGCGGGCAGACGUCACGUGCUGCCCGGAGGCUUGCUGGGGAUGGAUUCAAACUUCAAAGAUUCUCGUGUAAAUACUGUGUACAAAUAUGGUCUGGUCCUGUACAUUACCCCGCUCCCCCUUAAAGGAAAUAUUUUGCAUAAAUACCUCCUCCUCCUGGUGUUGUAUCGACCGUUCAGUGUUUUUGUCGUCUUGGUGUUGGCUGAGUUGUUUUGUAGGCGAGCGUGAGCAUAUCUCCUUUAUUAUUAUUAUUAUUAUUAUUAUUAUUAUUAUUAUUAUUAUUAUUAUUAUUAUUAUUAUUAUUAUUAUUAUUAUUAUUAUUAUUAUUAUUAUUAUUAUUAUCAUUCGCGUCGUUCUUGAUAAUAUAUGCAUAUCAAGUUAACGGUAAGGAGAGAAGAGGACGUUAAGACAACCUUUGUAACAGCCUCCUGAGUGAGUGUUGUGUUCUCGUCUAUUUAUUUAUUUAUUUAUUGGUGUGUUUCAUUGAUGAACCAACUUAUUGAGAUUCCAAAGAGCUCGAUCAAGACUCCGACACGUGGUCAGUGAUGCAUUUAUCCGUGGCAUUCACCAAGGCAUUAAGGGGCCGCCCCGGCGGGCCCCAAACCAUGCAUGCUUUCCUCCCGAGAGAGAUUUCUAUAUAAAUAUAUAAAUAUAUAUAUUUACAUGUCUAGAGGUUUUAAAAAAUAAGAAGCAAAACAAAGAGAGAGAGAAUGCAUUAUUGCCAUACUUAAAACGGGUUCCAUAAUAUAUUUUUUAGUCAUUUACAAAGGGUGACAGGGUGAAGAUUUGCCGCUGAUCAAAAUCUUUUUAAUGUAUUUGUGACUUCCAGAUUGUUAUAAGCAUAUUUUUUAUUUUUGUUAAGACACUUAGGAUACGCAUGUCUUGAUGCUUUAUAAAAGAGAAGUUAUAUUCGUCAUUACUAAUAUAUAUAUAUAUAUAUAUAUAUAUAUAUAUAUAUAUAUAUAUAUAUAUAUAUAUAUAUAUAUAUAUAUAUAAAUAAAUAAAUAAAUAAAUAACUGAAAGUGAGUCAAAGCUCAAAGUAGACUAGAGAUCCAGUUUUUAUGGCGGGGAAAGAAGCAAAAAAUACAAAAUGGAGAUAAUUUAUUAAUCUACUUACGUCGUCUUCAAAUGAGUACUUUUCCCCAAUACUUUGCACAAAUCUUUUUAGAGUUACGUAAACCUCUUCCAUAAUGAUAUUUUUCUAAAUUUCAUAAUAUAUAUAUACGUAUCUAUAAACGUAGACGUCUAGCGAGUAGUGAGAGGCGUUUCGGAAGGAUAAGAAUGUUACCACUUAUCUAGUGUCAAAACAAAUAAUUUACUUCUGUAUUUUCUUCUCAUUUGUGUACUCGUUAGGUCUCAAGAGAGGUCAUUUAUAUAUUUUUAUUUUCCCUAUUUUUCUUUCUUUCCUUGCAUGUUCAUCCUUUUAUCUUUUCCUUACCUCUCUCGUAUAAUAUGUAGGGAUAUAUAUACAUUUUUUUUUUUUUUCUGGGUGAGGCUUUUCUUUCUUAUAAUCCAUCACCAUCUGUUCUCUAAUCCGACUCGCCCCGAACGCUAUAAGAUAAUAAUGACAAACUGAAGUCCACUCAUGAUAACUUCGUCCAUUCUCUCAUAGCUGUUCCUUCGUCUAUGGUUAUUUUUCACUUAAUGAUGCUGUUACUAUUACUACGUGUUUCCUCGCAUUACUUCCCUUAUUCUCGUCAUUCUUUGCGUGUCGUCUUGUUGAUCAUUAAUUCAUCCUGUUUCGAUGUGCGUUGCGACAAAAAAAAAUUCUGUGUACGUUCUUUUUUUUUAUGUGAAGGGGAAUAAGUGAUGUUUCUUUGUUUCUCUCUUCCGAGUCACUCACCUCAGUAAGUAACAAUAAUGACGAUAAUAAUGUUAACUAAUAAAGAAAUGGAGAUGUAUAAACAAGAGUGGAGUGGAAAGAAAUAAUAAUGAUACACUAUAAUGACGCUAUGCUAUAAGAAAAGAUAAUAAUUUCUUCUGUGUCUUAAUCAAGCGGGAGUCAUGUUCAGCUUUUUCCUUGUCUUUGUGGAAAAUAAUCUCUUCAAACUAAGAAUCACAAUUUCGCGGGGAAUAACAAAAAAGGAUCAAAUGAAUACCUAUACUACAGACCAAACGACACAGCGCUCGGCCUCCUCCCACGGCAGCCACCUCGCCCUCCAGCCUUCCAACCCUCCACCCCUACAUCCCUUCACGCAAACCCAAGCAGUGUAUGUUUGUUAAAGAAUAAAGACAUCCUAGGCCUAUUCCGCAAGUGUAAUAAUUUUCAGUAUUGUAAUUAUGAGGAUUUUUUUCAAGAUUAUUCAGUGGUUUCAUUAUGUAAUUCGUGUAUUACUAAUAUUUUCUAUAACAUAUUUGAGUGGGCGGUCUUUAUUACAGUUUUCCUUGCUUUUGAAAUAAGCCAUGUCGAAUCAGAUUUAUUGACUAAUUGCCUCAUGAAUUCCUGAGUUUGUUCAAGUGGGACAUUCUUAAUAACAUACUUUUAUUGGCUUCAAGACUGCAGCAAUGUCUCAUAAUCCAAAUCAUAGGUUAUUUCUGGUUCUAUCCAUGGUGUGCUCUUUGCGAGGGCGGCGUGGUGCCUGGCGUGGGGCGCUCUGGCUGAUCUUGCUCAACGCACCGCUUUUUGUAGCUUGAUCCCCUCACCUCACAUUCUCCUUUCCUACCACCUCAUCCUUUUGCUUUUUUAACCUGUGGACAUUUUUUCGCUGAUAAAAGAGUGAGUUUCAGAGCUACAUGGAAAGGCAAAUAAUGGUUUUUCAUAUCAAGAUUGGACUGGAGGAAUGCGUGGCGUUGUUUAUGUCUAACGCGAGCACGUGGCUCCUUGCACCGUGUUUUGUAGUCACAUCACUGCGAUUUACUCUGGCACUAGUGUGUGUGUGUGUGUUCAAGUGUGGAUUGUGGGUCUGCUAUAAACUCCUGACCGGCAGAAGUUUGAUGUAAAGCGCUGGAGCAAGUGCAAGGUGAGAAAUGAGAUGUUGAACUUGUUAAUCUACUUCCCCGCAGUGACGAGUGCGCGGUAAUACUGUUGACUUUCACGUCUUGUUCUCCCAUUUUCUCUCUCCAUUGCCUUCCAACGCUCGGAAACAAGCAGGAAUUCUUAAGAUAGGAUGGGUUGCUGUAUGUAUUCUUGAGCAUGUGGGCGUCUCAAUUUUAAUAGGAUGUAUUGGAAAUUAACGUAGUUUUCAGUGUUAUUCUAGUGAUAGUUUUACUGUGAACUCUGAUGACUAAGAAGAUGGAAUUAAAAUCAGACUCUUCAUCGCUCUUUUUCCUUUGAAAUAAUUGUAAUGAGACGCCCAGAGUGUUUCAAGUAUACGAGGCUACACCCUUAUGUUUUCAGAUUGAGCAAGAAAGAGUUGUGGCGAAAGAUACUGAUGUGAUCGUUUUGUUCAUAUGCAAAGGGCUGGCGAAGAAAUCAUGUCUGGUUAUAUUAAGAUUAGCAUUUGUUUGUUAAUGCAUUGUCAAGGUGGGUGAAUUGAGUUGGUCGUGUAGUGAGUAAAGACGGUUUACAGUGAGCUUUGGUAUUUUGUGUGUGUUUGUAUUGUUGGUGUGUCCUUGCUGAGAACUGAUUGGUGAUUGUAGCUUGUAAGAUAUGAAAAUUCUCUCUCUCUCUCUCUCUCUCUCUCUCUCUCUCUCUCUCUCUCUCUCUCUCUCUCUUGUCCAGUGCCUGCAGGGCCAGUGUCAUUUUGGAGAAGUGGAUUGUGUUAUUUUCAUCGUGUUCUGUCCUUUCCUGUGUCAUCACCAUCAUCAUCCCAUGUUAUUAUUAUUAUUAUUAUUAUUAUUAUUAUUAUUAUUAUUAUUCUCAACGUAAUCAUCAAUCCAUUUCUGUAUUUUGUCGAAUUAAAAGCGUCCGUCGUGUUGUCCCUUUAAGAAUAUAAUAAAAAAAGAUCAAUUAUUUGUCGUAGGUAAUAAUAGGAAUAAGUCGCCUUGUCUUUCCAUAACUUAAUACAUAAUUUCCACUGUAACGAUUUUUCCUCCACUCUUGUUUAUUUUUUUUAUACCCUUUACCAAGACAGCAAAAAAGACGUACACAAUAAUACUAAUUGACAGCCGUACGUGUGAGACUGUUGUUAGCAUGUUCCCAGCAUUCACACACACACACACACACACACACACACACACACACACACCUACCUAUAUACUGGGUCACACUCCAAGUUGUAAAUUUUGUACGUAUUUGUAAAUAGACUUCUGAAACAUCCCAGUGAGAGUAUGAUAAACAAAAGUACGAUAAUAGCCAUGUGUAAACAAACUCCCCAUCCCCAACUACCACCACCAGUACCACCACCACCACCACCACCCUCCCUUUAGGAACCGAACGUUUCUUGGUCGUAGUCGUCGCGUGUGUAAAGUUUUCGUCCUUACGUUUUGCUACUCCUUUCGUUCUCCCCUUUUGGUGCAUUCGUUAUUCGUGUGGAACAUUAGUAAUAACGAUUAAUGAACAAAGACUUUUAAAUAGUUGCAGUUUCUAUUUCAAGAUAUUUAUAUGGAUGUGACUUCUUUCAUCCCUCCCCCUUUCCUUCUCCAUUUUUUUUUUUCUUUUAUCGACCCUCCCCCUCUUCCCCCCUCCCCUUCCCAAAGAAUAUAUAGACUAUACAAGCGACUGAUGUCAGUUGCUUAUAAUGUUUUCUUUUGAAAAAUUAUAUUCAGUCCUCUAAAAAAGAUGAUCUAAUAUCCAAAUACUACUUUGUUGUUGUUAUCUGUUGUGCCACAUCACUAAAAAGUUUAUAAUAAAUAUACAUAUAACUAAUAAUGAAAUAAUAUAUUACCCGAGUAAAUGUUUUCUACUUUUGAUAUCAAAGUUGGGUUUACAUAAUGCUGGUCAACAUUUCAUUAUAAUUUAUUAUUAUUAUUAUUAUUAUUAUUAUUAUUAUUAUUAUUAUUAUUAUUAUAGUAAAAUUAUAAUCAGUCUGUUGGUUGUAUGUUGUAGAUCACUUUACAUAGAAAUAAAAACUAUUAUCUUGAGG